Messenger RNA from Pimephales promelas (fathead minnow), 1312 nucleotides. The record is from RefSeq and is a predicted model, not a curated record. NCBI's taxonomy places the organism in Eukaryota, Metazoa, Chordata, Actinopteri, Cypriniformes, Leuciscidae.
UUGUCUGUUCAGGCAAGUCCACCCCACACGGUCAAGAACUGACGUUCCCCCUUGGAAAAUAUUUCAGAAAUAUCACAGCCGACACUUUUCCAUGUUAUAUACGGAAGUGGAAACGGGCUGAAAAAAUACCUUAUUGAAUUCUACGCUCGAGAAUACCUCUCGAAGGCUGAUGUGUCUUGUUUUUUUUGAGUGAGCGUCAUUAAUCGGGGUUAUGUCGAGCGAGGAGAGUUAUCUAGCCAUCCAGCGCUACUUGACCGAUGAACGGGAGCCUUACGCACCGGGCACGCACGGCAACACCAAGAGAAAGAUCCGAAAAGCAGCUACUUGUUACAUAGUGCGCAAUGGGAUUCUUUAUUACCAGAGGCGACAGAAAGGUCUGGAUGAAUUCACGGAGCUGGAAGUGGUGCUGCAGGCCGAGAGGCGGAAGGAACUCAUCACUGAGGCGCACAUCACGUCCGGAGGGGAACACCUCAACCAGCAGCAGACAUGGGAGAUCAUCUCCCAGAAAUACUGGUGGAGAGGUGUACUGAAGCAAGUGAAGGAUUGCAUAAAAGAGUGCAGUCACUGCCAAAGCAAGCAGGAGAAGGGGAGAGGCAAUGCUGAAGAUGCCACGAAACAAGCUGUCCGACAAGUUAGACGAAAGACCUCUGUCUAUGCCAGCGAGGAAGAGGAUGAUGAGGCAAAUGAUGAUUUGGAUGAGGAACAGUCCAAUUCAGCUGAUAAACACGAACUGGUGUUUGUGGAUAGUAAGGGAGUUGUCAAGCAGUUCUUACCAAAGCAUGGGCAGACGAUGCUGGACAGGUUGAACCAGCAGCGACUGAGAAAUGAGUUUUGUGAUAUCACCCUGAUCAUUGAGGGUGAGGAGCAUCGGGCACAUAAAGCUGUACUGGCCUCCUGCAGUGAUUAUUUCUACGAGCUCUUUGUGGAAAAGGGUGCUGUGACCAGUCAUGAAGCUGUCGUUGACCUCUCUGGCUUCAGCAAGGCCAGUUUUCUUCCCUUAAUGGAUUUUGCCUACACCUCCAAUCUGACCUUUAACUUUUGUGUGAUGGCAGAGGUAGCCACACUGGCACGGCACUUACUGAUGGCUGAAGUGCUUCAGAUCUGUGAAUCUGUGCAUAAGAAAGUAGAAGAACAGAAGCUGAUGGUCUAUCAGAGAGGAGACAUCCACACUGUGGUGGCCAGCCCGCCUGCGCCCCCUCAGCCAGUCACACCCACCGCUUCCGAAACUUAUGUGGUAACUAUGCAGAGUGAUGACACACCUGAAGCAGGACAGUCUCUAGCUGUACUUGCAAGUGAAAAUCGGGACGGCUGA